This is a messenger RNA of Hansenula ciferrii, 1005 nucleotides long. RefSeq names its product putative transporter SEO1. Gene Ontology annotation, biological process: transmembrane transport. Gene Ontology annotation, molecular function: transmembrane transporter activity. The transcript has a single exon. The record is from RefSeq and is a predicted model, not a curated record. Gene Ontology annotation, cellular component: membrane. Lineage: Eukaryota; Fungi; Ascomycota; Saccharomycetes; Phaffomycetales; Wickerhamomycetaceae. The coding region runs from base 1 to 1005 and encodes 334 amino acids.
AUGAUUGGUUCUAUGUUUUCAGGUUAUUUCCAAGCUGCAGUUUAUAAAAAUUUAAAUGGUAAAAAUGGUAUUGAAGGUUGGAGAUGGUUAUUUAUUAUUGAUUUCAUUGUUACAAUCCCUGUUGCAAUUUUAGGUUAUAUUGUAUUAAUUCCAAAUAAUGCAAAAAAAGUUUGGUGGUUAACAUCUGAAGAACUUCAAUUAUCAAAAGAUCGUAUGAAAUUUAGAGGUGAAAAACCAAAUGAUGUUUGGGAUUGGAAAGCUGUUAAAAGAAUUUUAUCAUCAUGGCAAUUUUGGGUUUUCCCAAGUGCUUAUGUUUUAUGGGAUCUUUCAGGUCAAGGUGGUUCUUAUUUUGCAAUUAUUAUGAAAGGUUUAGGUGGUUAUUCAGUUUAUCAAAUUAAUACAAUUCCUACUAUUCAAUCAGUAUUUAGAAUUAUAACUUCAUUGGCUUCAGGAUUUAUAAUUGAUAUUACAGCGAAAAGAUGGCAUAGUUUCCUUGGUCUUAUGAUUUUAUGGUUAAUUGGAUUAUCUAUAGUUGUUGCCUGGGAUGUUUCAAGAGCUGGAUUAUUUUUUGGUAUCAUAUUAUUAGGUGUUUCAACUCCAAUAUCUCCAUUAUUUGCAGGUUGGAUUAAUCAAUCAGCUCAAGAAGAUGUCCAAUUGAAAACUGCUACAAUGAGUGUUAUGAAUUUAUUUUGUUCUUUAUUAGAAAUCCCAUGGAAUGUUAAAUUAUUUAAUACAGAUUAUGCACCAAGAUAUUAUAAUGCUUAUAGAUGGUGUUUGGGAUUAAAUUCAAUAUUAUUAUUAUACGUACCAUUAAUUUUAUUAUUUGAUAGAUAUCAAAAUAGGAAAAGAGGGUUAUAUAAAAUUGAAACUACAAAAUCAGAUGGAUCAAUAACAGUUAGAGGAUUUUUUGAUGAAGAAGAAAAUGAUGAUAAUAGUGAUAAAUCAAGUACAACUUCAGUUACCAAGAAUACAACAGUUGUUCAAGUUAGGAGUACAAGUACUUAA